Striga hermonthica is the source of this 1253-nucleotide messenger RNA. Lineage: Eukaryota; Viridiplantae; Streptophyta; Magnoliopsida; Lamiales; Orobanchaceae. The record is from the annotation of a GenBank genome assembly.
CAUCGUCGCGAGCGUCGGUUCAGGUUCCCGACCAGCAGGUGGUAAUGACCAGACAGGAGAUGCAACAAAUGGUGGCGGAGGCAGCUGCGCAGGCGGUGCAGCAAGUCACAAGCAAUCUCUCUCGGGCUACCGCGAUGCAGAACACUGUUGCAGGGUCAUGCCAAAAUGCAGAAGAGGAUGAAUCCAGCUAUGGCGGAGGCGGGCCCCCACAUGACCGGGAGAUGGAAAGAAUGGCGGAACAACUGCAUCAAUUGCAGGCUAAGCUGGUGAAGUUGACGAAUCAAUACUCAAGCGCGGUGGCUCAGGAGAAGACGUACUUAACCCUGAUGGCGAUGAGACAAGGAGAGAAGGAGUCACUGCGCAAAUACGUAGCCCGAUACAAUCAAGCUUGUUUAGAAAUUCCGUCGGCAAUCGAUGAGGUCAAGGCGGGAGGAUUGAUUAGGAGUUUGCGGGCAGGACCAUGUCAGACCUCUCUGGCUAAGACCCCUGCUCAUACGUAUGAUGAGGUGUUGAGGAGGUGUAGGAAAUAUAUUAAUCUCGAGGAGACUGAGGCGGAGUUUACUAAACUAGAGGAGUUGGGUCGAGGGGAGUCGAAAAAGGAGAAAGCAGUUUCGCCUAAGAGGAGAGCCUCGCCCAGGAGAGAAGGACGAGCUAAGCAGAAUCGGGGACGAGAGGAGAGAUGGAAGGACCGACCCAUCUCUAGGGGGAAAAGAUUCCAUGAUUAUACCCCGUUGAACGCGAAGGUAGCCGAGGUCUUAAUGGCUAUGGAGAAAGGGAUAGAUGGGAAAGAGGUAACAUGGACGAGGUCGAGGUUCGAAGGGCCAACUCAACCGAAGUCGAGGAGAUAUUGCCGCUUCCACAAAGACUAUGGCCAUACUACUGAGGAUUGUCGACACCUCAAAGAUGAAAUCGAGCGCCUUAUUCGAGCAGGGCAUCUCAAGGAAGUGUUUAUAGACACAGGAAGUUCGGUCGAUGUCAUGUUCUAUGAUUGCUUUGUGCAAAUCAAUCGGGAGUUGAAUGUGGAGCUAAAACUGGUAGCUACGGCCUUGUAUGGUUUUAAUGGUGGGGAGGUUGUGCCCAUGGGAGAAGUGAGUUUAUGUGUAGCAUUGGGGAAAGGAGCGACAAGGAAAGUUCGAAUGGUGAGAUUUGUGGUCGUAGGAGCUGAAUCAUCCUACAACAUCAUAAUGGGGAGAACGAGCCUGAACGCGUUCCAUGCGGUCGUAUCCACGUACCACAUGACGAUCAAGUAUCCG